AUGCCUACCAUAUCCGUCAACAAGUACGAUUUGUACAAGGCCUUGGGCCAAAACUUCACAACCCAGGAGUUUGAAGACCUCUGCUUCGAAUUCGGCAUCGAGCUGGACGAGGACACCGAAAAUGACGAGCGGCCCAUUGUCAAUGGCGUGCAAGAGCCGCCCCAGCUCAAGAUCGAGAUCCCCGCUAAUCGAUACGAUAUGCUGUGCUUCGAGGGAAUAGCGCUCAUGCUCAACAUCUUCAGAGGAACCGUCGCUGCCCCCAACUACAAGGUCGUCGAGCCCAAGAACCCCGAGACUCAGGUCAUCACCGUUGCCCAGGACACCGGCAAGAUCCGUCCCCUUGUCGCCGGUGCCAUCCUCCGCAAUAUCAAAUUCACCCAAGACAGCUACGACUCCUUCAUCGGUCUCCAGGACAAGUUACACAUGAACCUGGCGAGACAAAGAACACUGGUGGCCAUCGGAACCCACGAUCUCGACACGAUACAAGGUCCCUUCACAUACGAGGCUUUACCCCCUAAGGAUAUCAAGUUUAAGCCCCUGAACCAGACCAAGGAGAUGGACGGCGAGGAGCUGAUGCAGUUCUACGAGGGUGACAAGCACCUCGGCAAGUACUUGCACAUCAUCAAGGACUCGCCCGUUUACCCUGUCAUUUACGACAAGAACCGCGUCGUCUGCUCCCUGCCGCCCAUUAUCAACGGUGACCACUCCAAGAUCACCGUCGACACCAAGAACGUCUUCAUUGAGAUGACAGCCACCGACGCCACUAAGCUCGAUAUCGUAUGCGACAUGAUGGUCACCAUGUUCUCGCAGUACUGCUCCGAGCCCUUCACCGUCGAGCCCGUCAAGAUCGUCUCCGAGCACAACGGUGCUUCGAGAACGACACCCACCCUGGCGCCCCGCAACAUCGAUGUCGAGAUCGACUACCUCAACGCCUGCACUGGCCUCAACGAGUCCCCCGAGACUCUGUGCAGGCUCCUCACUAAGAUGGCCUACAUCGCUAAGCCUUCUACCAAGGACAGCAACCUCCUGACCGUGUCCAUCCCCGUCACCCGUGCCGAUGUGCUCCAUCAGUGCGAUGUUAUGGAGGACCUGGCCAUCUGCUACGGAUACAACAACCUUCCUAGAUCUUCCCCCAACAAGAGCGCAACCAUUGGCGCUCCUCUUAUGAUCAACAAGCUCGCCGAUAUUGUCCGGACAGAAGCCGCCAUGUCCGGCUGGAGCGAGGUCAUGCCUCUGAUUCUUUGCAGCCACGACGAGAACUUUGCUUGGCUCAACAGGGAGGACGAUGGCAAGACCGCAGUCAAGCUUGCCAACCCCAAGACCGCCGAGUACCAGGUUGUGAGGACAUCCUUAGUCCCCGGCCUCCUCAAGACCAUCCGUGAGAACAAGAAGCACAGUGUACCCAUCAAGAUUUUUGAGUCGGCGGACGUCGUCUUCAAGGAUGAGUCCCUGGAGCGCAAGGCUCGCAACGAGCGCCACUUCGGUGCCGCCUGGUACGGCAAGACAAGCGGCUUCGAGAUUGUACACGGCCUCCUCGACCGCAUCCUCCUGAUGCUUCGCACUGCCUUCCUCGCCCACGACGAGGGUUUGACGGCCGGCAAGAGCGUUGACUUCAAGAUCGUCGAGAACCCCAGCAAGCCUGAUGGUUACUGGAUUGAGGAGAUCGACGAGGCCACUUUUUUCCCUGGCCACGCGGCUGCCAUCUAUCUGCGCCUCGGAGGCAAGGAGGCGCGCAUCGGCGAGUUCGGCAUCCUGCACCCCACCGUGCUGGAGAAGUUUGACUUGAAAUACCCCGUGAGUACCCUCGAGAUCAACCUCGAGGUCUUCUUGUAG
Molecule: messenger RNA, 1833 nt
Organism: Colletotrichum higginsianum IMI 349063
Lineage: Eukaryota; Fungi; Ascomycota; Sordariomycetes; Glomerellales; Glomerellaceae
Product: Phenylalanyl-tRNA synthetase
Exons: 3
Coding region: 1-1833 (610 amino acids)
Biological process (GO): phenylalanyl-tRNA aminoacylation
Cellular component (GO): phenylalanine-tRNA ligase complex; cytoplasm
Molecular function (GO): ATP binding; phenylalanine-tRNA ligase activity; magnesium ion binding
Source: RefSeq, a predicted model, not a curated record